Messenger RNA from Chanos chanos (milkfish), 1617 nucleotides. Its product is annotated as potassium voltage-gated channel subfamily V member 2. Gene Ontology annotation, molecular function: delayed rectifier potassium channel activity. Gene Ontology annotation, cellular component: membrane; voltage-gated potassium channel complex. The coding region runs from base 1 to 1617 and encodes 538 amino acids. Lineage: Eukaryota; Metazoa; Chordata; Actinopteri; Gonorynchiformes; Chanidae. The record is from RefSeq and is a predicted model, not a curated record. The transcript is spliced from 2 exons. Gene Ontology annotation, biological process: potassium ion transmembrane transport; action potential; protein homooligomerization.
AUGGAUCCCCCAAGAGAACAUCUCAAAAAGCUGAAGAAAAGGCGCUCAAGCCUUUUUGCCAGUAUUAAAAUUGGAAGCUUUUCGCAGAGCAUUGACGAAGAGGAAAGUGCCUUUCCUUUUUCACAAGACAGUUCUGUGAAACCAUGGACGUCCAUGGACAACUUGGACAGCCCAGCAAACAAAUUAGAGGGAUCGCAAAAUGCGGAAAAUGAGAAAAACAAGGAGAGAGAAAAACCAAAGUUUCCCAACAGACACUCGCGCACUAUCAACAUUAAUGUAGGUGGUAAGGUCUUUAAUAUUCCGAAGCAUCUUGCUAUCCGAUAUCCUAAAACCAGGAUAGGCUCCUUAGCUUUAUGUACUGAUCCUGUCAAGCAGCUGACACUUUGCGAUGACUACUGUGUGCUUACCAAUGAGUUUUUCUUUGACCGGGACCCCACCUUCUUUCAUUACAUCUUUCACUUCUACUAUAGCAAUGCACUUUGGGUUAUGGAGAGUCUGUGCCCUAUCAAUUUUGAGGAAGAGAUGGAGUUCUGGGGCCUGAGUUUGAAGGAUACUCCGCGCUGCUGCCGCAUUCUCUAUGAGGAGAAAGUGGAUGAACUGAGGGAACAGUUGAAAGUGAAUAGGGAGCUGAUGGCUGAAAUAGAGCCCAUGCACAAUGAGGAACGUUUCAAGACCAUGUUUUUAGGUGGCCUCCGGAAGUCUCUCUGGGACCUGAUGGAGAACCCAUACUCUUCACUGUCAGCCAAGGCCUUUGCUGUAUUCUCCAGCCUCUUUGUCCUAAUCUCUAUUGUGGCAAUGACUCUCAACACUGUAAGCGAGUUGAAAACCUACAAAAUCUAUGGUAGAACCUACAUGGAAUGUAUAGAGAUCACUUCGAUUCUUUUCUUUACCUUCGAGUACUUCCUCCGUCUCUUGACCACAUGUGAUAUUUUGCAUUUUCUGAAGAGUGCACUUAACUUUGUAGACUUAGUGGCUGUCAUGCCCUAUUUCAUCCAACUGAUAUUUGAGGCUUUUGCCGACCAGGAAGACCUCAACGUCCAAGAUGACCUCAAGACAAUGGCCAGAGUCAGUAAGGUCAGCAAAGUGCUCAAAGUCGUUAAACUCAUGAGAAUCUUUCGAAUCCUGAAGCUGGCAAGGCAUUCGACAGGCAUGCGGGCAUUUGGAUUCACUCUACGGCAAUGUUUUGAGCAAGUGUGCUGCCUUUUCCUCUUUAUCACUAUGGGUAUCUUCACAUUCUCUGCCCUGAUGCAUUCUGUGGAGCAUGACGUAGCUGGCACUCCCUUCAGCAGUAUACCUGAUGCCUGGUGGUGGGCUGCGGUAAGCAUCUCAACUGUUGGCUACGGCGAUGUGGUGCCUAUCUCCUACCUUGGUCGUAUUGUUGCAUUUGGCUGCAUUUCAUUUGGGAUCAUUUUGAAUGGCAUGCCUAUUUCUAUUCUCUUUAACAAGUUCUCUGACUAUUAUGCCAAGCUGAAGGCCCAGGAGUGCACACACACCAAUGUCCAGCGAACCCUGCAGCUUAAGAAACGCCUCCGACGGAAGUUUGAAAAUUGCUUUGAACCCACUGCUGAGGACUCUGAUGAGGAAAAUGGACACCGUACACGCCAGUGUCAGCACUGA